AUGAGCACUACAGAAGAAAACAAGAGAGGAAGAAAGUCGAUUGCACGAAGAGCUCUACCAAAGGGUAUUUUAGAUCAAUCACCACCGAUCAACUCUGAAUCGACGACCAACUCUGUACUUUUUAAAUCGUUAGACUUUGGUAGUUUCUUUGGUUCGAUCAAGCUCGACACCUCACCGAGUAUACCCACCACCACCCUCUCAAUAUUACCUCUUACACCAUCAUCAACAUCACUAACUUCACACAAUGCCACUAGUACGACCACCGUGGUGCCACCCUCUCCUCAAAUUCACAGCAGCAACAACACAAAAGAAACAAAUCAUAGCAGUAGUAGUAAAGACAAAGAUAAAGAAACACUCCUCCUGAAAGAAAAAGAAAAAGAGAAGGAAAAAGAAAAAGAAAAAGAGAAAGAGAAGGAAAAAGAAAAAGAAAAAGAAGCACAAUUACUAAGAGAAAAAGAGAAAGAAAAGGAAAGGAGAAAGAGAAAGAGAAGGAAAAGAAAGGGAGAGAGAAGAAAAAGAAAAAGAAAAGGAAAGAAAGAGAAAGAAAAAGAUAGAGGUAUAGAUAUAAAGACAGAAAAAGAUGUAAAUUCAACGAAUAGUAGUAAUUCACAAACGGCAUCGUCAGCAUCAACACCGACUCAAUUCCAAUCGAAUAGCAAUACCGGUAUUGUUUCAGAGAAAGCUGCCACUCCUUCAACCACUUCAACUACCACCACCACAACAACGACGACGAAAUCAGAGAAGAACAACAAGAAUCUAAAGAGUAAAACAGUAGUAGUAGAGAAUGGUAGUGAUCUACUGAAUAACAACAAUAAUAUAUCACCAAAUCAUUCACCUAUUUUAACAAAUAAUAACAACAAUAGUAAUAGUUUAAAUAUAAAAGAAUCGUCAUCAAAAACAACACAAUCAACUUCACAACCACCAUCCAAUUCAACUACUCCAAACCAUCACGGCGUAGGUUAUAACAAUAAAGAGUUACCGAAACUACUAUUGGAAUCAGAUUUAAUGCUUUCCUCAAAAGUAUCUACACAUUCCAGUAGUAGCAGUAGUAGUAGCUCAUCGAGUAAUCAACCAUCGACAACAUACGUUGGUCAAGAAUCAACUUCAACUACAACAACAACAACAACAACUACAACAACAUCAACAUCUUCAAAUUUGAAAUCAUCAACCGAGUUAAAUAAAGAAUCAACAGUAACCAAACAAUCUACGCCAGUUAUUGAAACAGCUGAAUCACCAAGAAUCAAACCAACACGAAAAUCAAAGGCAGUAGCAACCGCUGCCACACCAAAAUCGAAAAAGCAACAACAGAAAGAACAAAAGGAGAAAGAGCAGCAGCAACAGAAGGAGCAGAGGGAGAAGGAGAAAGCGGCGGCAGCAGCAGCGGCAGCGGCAAUCGACGACGACAAGGACUCCCAGGACAACGACGAAGACGAUGACAAUAGCGAAUCCACCAUUCGUUAUGCCGUCGGUAAGAUCACAGAGUGUCUGAUGUGCAAGACUUGGUCACAUAUCGCAUGUCUGCCGAAAUCGAUUGCCGACCCAUUCAUUUGUUCGAGUUGUGAGAAACUCGAUAACUUGGAGUCCAACAUUGAGUACGAAGAGAAAGAGACAGCUGGCAGUGGCAGCGGUAACAGCAACAACAACAACAGCAGCAACAGUGGAAGUGGCAGCGGUGGAACCACCACCACGACCAAGAGAGCAAAGCGUCGUUCCACCGGCUACGGAACCAAACGUAAGAAGCCACCAAAGAAAACAGCCACUACUGGCACUCCCAAAGCGACAGCAACCACCGACAAAGACGGAAAGCUAUCGGAUUCCACCGGUGGUAUUGCUAAUGGUGCCACCUCUGAGGUUGCCAAAGACGAAGAUACUUUGAUGACGGACGACGCUGCCGACGGUCAGUCUGGAAGCAACACACCGGUACUCGCAGACUCUGCAUCGUCAUCGCCCCUCUUGAAAGCACUCGACAUCAAAGCACUACAAAAGAACUUCACAUUCAUCGAAGACGUACUCCCACUUGAAAUCAUCAAAAAGUCAUUCAACUCUAUUCAAUAUCCAAAGGAAUCCGACCUAUUCAUUAGUUCUCUCGAGUUAUUCGCAUUUGUAGAAUCAUUGGUUUUAAGAGAAAGUUUUUCAGAUGAUUAUAAUCUGAGGAAAUCAAGGAUAUCAAAUAUUAAUAAUAGUAGUAAUAAUAGUAAAAAGUGUAUAAACAAUUUGGAUGUUAAUGAUAAUUUGAUGUUUCAAAAGUAUUGUUUGGUAUUCGCAAAGCAAUCAACAACUUCAAGUCAGAGAGAUAGUAUAAAGAAAGCAAUUUCGUUGUUGUUGGAGUUGUCCGAAGAUACUGUAACAGCCUAUAUGAUUCAAUAUGCACAAGAGUUGUUGAACACUUUGAAUGAAUGCGCCAAAUCCGAAGUUAACAACAACAACAACAAUAAUGGCAACAGUAACAACGACAGUAACAAUACCAACAACAAUUCAUUUAAACAAAUUACUUCCAAUCAAUAUAGUUCAAAGUCUACUUUUGCCGUUGAUAGUAUCGAUCAGCCAUUCUAUAGCACUCAUUUUGAAAUAAGGUUGCCACAUCCACCGAAAGCAUUCUUGUCGCCCUCAUUGAAAAUCAUUAGUUCUCCGCUAAAGUCACCGCUGCAGCACCAACAACAACCACCAACACCCAAGAUCCUCGCUACCGUCGAUAUCGAAGCGAAUCAACUCAUUGACGAGUACACCGGUGUUGUCUGUAGCGCCACUGACGUGUUGGCAGACUGUGCCGACGCCCACAGCUACCUUCUCAACGGUAUGCCAUCGCCGUUUGUCUUGUUUUUCCAGACACCAAAGAGUGUCGCCAGCAGCUUCUGUAUAGACGCGCGCCAGCAAGGUUCGAUCCUCAGAUAUAUACGCCGCUCGUGUGCUCCCAACUCGCGCAUUCAAUACACAAUGGUCGAUGGUGGCGAAGUCAGAGCGGCACUGUUCUCGCGUGCAUCGCUCGAGUCGCAGCAAGAGAUAACCAUCGCGUUCGACUAUGCCUACCAAUCGCUAAAGACACCAGUUUCAUGUGCAUGCGGUACCUAUUGUUGUCCAGUUCAGAAUUGGUUCAAUGAAAGAGCUUCAUUGGCCAUCGCUUUGUUGGAAUCUCUGGGUAUGCCCGUCGAUGAAAAGAUCAAGAAACGUGAGGCUGCACGCAAAGAACAGCUUCUGGCGGCGGAAACCAACCUUUUCAUUCCAACAAAGAAGCGACAUCUCGAUGACUCGACCGACCAGACAAAGAAAUCAAAGCGUAGACUCGAUGAUCUCUCGCCACUCGUCAAAGAGGAGCAGUUCGGUGCCACUGACGACGGUAUGGAUAUUUCACCAAUGAAAUCAUCAUCAUCGCCACACAAAUCACGUGAAGACAUCGACGGAUCGGUCAGUUCAACACCAUCGAAAUUCGCAGGUAAAAAAGCAUGGUUAGCUGAAUUCAAACAGAAAGAACAACGUGAAGCUGAACAUUCACCAACAACAACAACAUCAACCAAUAUAUCAAUGAAUGGAGUUGGAGGAGAUAAAUCAACAUCAUCGUCAUCAUUAUCAUCCAAAGAAAAAGAUAACAACAAUAAUAUUCAUAAUAAUAAUAAUUUGGAAGAAGAAGAAGGUUCUUUACCUGAUCAACUCAAUGAUAAUCCUCAUAGUGGAAGAAGAAAUAAUGAUAUGAGAAAUGACUACUACGAUAGAGACAGAGGCGAUAGGGAUAGAGACAGAGAUAGAGAUAGAGAUAGAGACGACCAAUUCAAGAGUGGAGGACUGUCACGUUCGGUAAACUACACACCCUCUUCACCGAGUCAGUCGCCGCUGAUGCGAGGUGGACUGACCUCUUCUCUAGGAAACUUUCGUGAUCCUAUCGAUCAACCCUAUCGUCUCUCCAGAGAGCGUAGUGAAAGUCGUGACCGUGAUCGUGAAUGGGACCGUGACAGCAACCGACGCGAUAAACCCGAGUUUAUUCGUGAUCGUAUGGAGCGUGAACGUGAAUUCAACAGAGGUGGUAGUGGUGGCGGCAGCAGCUGGACCAACAUCUACCACGACCGCGACAACUACGAAGGCAGUGGUGGUGGUGGAAGCGGACCAAUGAGAGGAGGCGACCGAAGAUUCCCUCGUGGCUAUCGUGGCGGUGACAGAUCGCCUCCCGACCACUGGGAUAACCAAUCAUUUAGAAAGUCAUCGGGCUGGGACAUAGGAAAUCGUCAUCGUGGUGAUCAUCCCUACGAGAGAAAUCAAUACCGUAGUCAGUCUGGCAGCUAUGAGCGUGGUGGAGGUGGCGGUGGUGGCGGCGGCAAUGAAAUGAGAUCUGGCUGGGACAGAAGACCACAAGGUGGAUAUCCCCAUCGCAAUGGAUUCUCGCCACCCUUGUCACACCACGGUGGAUACCCAGACCAAGAACCUUAUGAAAGUCCGUACAAGUCUGGUGGCAACGGCAGUAACAUUGCACCGAAAUCACCGACACUCAACAAUGAAACACCGAGCAAGUACACCAGCGGUGGAUUGGUGCGUGGUGGAAUCUCUGGUCAACAACCUCCAUCGCCACAAAAUCAUUACAAUGGAUCGAUGGACCCUGAAGAAGGUGACUGGAAUAGAAGAAACUAUAUGUUAAUCUUUUAA
This is a messenger RNA of Heterostelium album PN500, 4629 nucleotides long. Its product is annotated as SET domain-containing protein. The record is from RefSeq and is a predicted model, not a curated record. Bases 1 to 4629 code for a protein of 1542 amino acids. Gene Ontology annotation, molecular function: protein binding. The transcript is spliced from 5 exons. Lineage: Eukaryota; Evosea; Eumycetozoa; Acytosteliales; Acytosteliaceae.